Molecule: messenger RNA, 3270 nt
Organism: Procambarus clarkii (red swamp crayfish)
Lineage: Eukaryota; Metazoa; Arthropoda; Malacostraca; Decapoda; Cambaridae
Source: RefSeq, a predicted model, not a curated record
GAGGGUGUGUGAGGGGGGCUGAGGGCUGGUGGCGGCCAGAUUGUUUACGGUCCUCAUCGACCAGUGACCCUCACGCACUCAAUGGAGCACUCGCACUCAAUAGAGCACUCUUGCACUCUCUGACACCCACACUCAAGUGGUAGAGUGUAGGGGGAGGAUGAUAAGGAGCCUCGGUGGCUGUAGUUCUCGGUGACGCUGGGUGUGUGUGAGUUGGCUGCAUUGAGUGCAAAGAGUGCGUGCACUCUGCACUCAGCUGGACACUGUAGAAAACGUUGUUCCUCUUAGGUGUCAUGAAGAAAUGAAGGCCUGCAAAACUAGGAGUUUGUACAAGGCAGGUAUAACCAUAGCCUCCGUUGCCUCUGUCCAGGGGUUAAGCAAAAGUACAUACUGUACAAAAGAAACAAGAAGAUUGCAAGAUUCCUAGGGAAUGGCAAAAAAAGGGACUGAGAUUAUAGUAGAAAACGAUGAGAUGGAGGACGGAAGUAUCUUCGUGUGUUUUAUGUGUGAGAAGGAGUUCAACAAGGUUUCUCUUCUCAAUGAUCACAUGCAGAUGCAUCAAAAUAUGCCAGAGAUGCACAAAGAGUUGCCCACUAGACGUAGAGGUCGUGGAAGGCCAAGUGGGUCGAGAGGAAGGGGCAGAGGACGUCCGAGAGGUCGGGGUAUACACGAGUUUGUGCAGAUCAAAGAAGAACCAAUUGACAAUGCAGUGUACAUUAAGUCCGAACCAGAAGAUAUGUAUUGUCCCUCACCGGUUAAAAAGGCUCAACGUAUCAGACAAUAUUUCCAAAGCCGUGGCAGAGGCCGAGGGAGACCUAAGAGAGUUCUGCCAUCAGAAGAUGCUGAUGAUUUAGUCGAUGUAGAAUUACAGCUUAUUGGAGAGGAAAUGAUGAUGAUCCCACCCCCUUCUAAGAAGUCAGGCUCUGGUCCUACCAUAAUGAAUGCUGAGCCAGAUGGAUUUAUUUGUCCACCAUCAAGUACCUUCAGCCCACCAGCCAAAAAGAACGUUAGAAUAAGAAAAAAACUCAUUGUUCAAGAAGUUGUUUACGAGGAAAUCCCCGAGGAUGAAGAUGAUGAAGACGGGAGUGAAACUAAUGGCUCCUGUUCCACCACUAGUCAAAUGAUUAUGAAACACGACAGAAACACAGAAGAAGAUGAAGAAGAAGAAGAAUGUGAAAAUGAGGAGACGUAUGAUGAAGAUGGAUCAGAAGAAAUAAUUGAGCUCUCUGAAGAGGAUGAUGUAAUGGAGUUUCCAGCCAACAUUAGUAAGAAGAGCAAAAAUUAUUUAAACAAAAGACCUGGUAGACGUUCCCAGCCCAGGACCACAGAGGAGGAAAGUGGCAUACCCUGUGAGGAGUGUGGUAAAGAGUUCCGGUCUGUUACAACUUUGCGUGUACACAUGAAAUCUCACUUAGAAGUAAAGGAUAUUCCGUGUCCAUAUUGUGAUGAAACGUUCCCUCAACGCCAUGUUCUGCACCAGCAUCUGGUUAAUGACCAUGAAGAAUCAAGUAACCUUACUUGUCCUGUUUGUCAAAAGGUGUUUACUCGAACCGAUUCCUUGAAGUCUCACAUGGUGCGAAUGCAUGAGGAGGAUGGUGGGCUCAAUUGCUACAUAUGUGGCAAGAACUUUCCAAGUCAAGGUCAACUUGAAAUGCACGUUAGAGUUCACACAGGUGAAAGGCCAUUUAUUUGUAAUUACUGUGCCAAGGGCUUUGUGCAGAAGGUGCACUUACGGACACAUCUUCGAACAAUGCACAAUAUGCAGGAGAUUCAAAACACUCCAUGCAGAAUAUGUAAUGCAAUGCUAGAUGGCAGAGCUGGUCUCAGGGAACACUACAGUACUAUACAUGGUCUUACAAAUAAUCAGUACAAGUCUAAAGUUGCUAAACUAAGAAAGGAAGGAAAAAUACCAGAACUUCCUCCUCCCGUUGUGAAGGAAGUUGAUCCGUCUCUAAAUUAUUAUAAAGUAAAUGUAUCGGAGGUAAUGUCACAACCCACUACUUCUGUAACUACAACAAAGACCUAUAAACGCAAAGGUGCUGGAAAAUUACGGGAAAUUCGGAAAGCAAUUUCAUCGGUAGCACGAAGUGUCAACAGUGGCACAAGCACAGACGAGCCAACAUUCGACACCCUUGGAGUUAAAAUAGAGGAGGAAGAUACACCGAGACGGAGGGACCAAGAGGAACUAAAUAUUGUGGAGUCUGCAUUUAAGGUUGCUGAACAGAUGGAUCAGCUGGAAGGUAAUGUAUCAGGGAGCACCACCAUCCUCGUCGCCGGUGAAGACUCGGCUACCACGGGGGUGUAUUAUGCCAUCCCUGUAGUGAUGGAUAAUACUGCUACAUCAACGGCCACUACAACUGCACAUACAUUCUUAGCUACAACUUCAAUCCCAUCUCAACAGCAGCAUACCUCUACCACCAUUACAAACUCCAUCACUACGAACGGAACAUCGAUGAUUUCUUCGGCCCCUGUGGUAUCGUCGGGUCUCCAAGAGGUUAAUUUGGGACAGGAGGAUAUAGAUGAAGAAUAUGCACAAUUUGCAGCUGAACAUUCACAUAUCGGAAGUGAGAACUUUAAUGCAGAUAGCUUAGGCAACAAGGGCUCAAUUGUUAAAGCUGAGCCACUGCAGCUUUUCACAGACCCUAGUGAUCCUUCACAAUCUGAAACAGUUGAAAUGUUCACUAUGUGAACAUUCUUUAUAAUUAAAUUAUUUUUGGUUUGUAAAAUCUGUCAAAGUAUUUUAUCUUGUCUUGUAUAAACUGAUAUACAUGAUCAUCUUGUCAGUCACUGGAUCAUAAAUGUGUUAUUGCACUGAUAUGAAGCAGUGAUUUAAGCACAGGUACAUUGCCAUGAGAGGUUGUUCAAAAUAAUAACAAUAUUUUAAGUAAGAGUAAUUUAUGGUUUAGUGUGUUCUAUAUUAUCUUAUUAAGAUAGUUUUUUUUAAACCCCCUCCCCCCCCUCACUCUUUGCUUACCACCAAAGAUAUGUACUGAGUUUUUGUAUAGAGUUUUGUGAUUUUAGUCAUUACUAUUAGCAGUUUGGUAAGCCCUUUCUACCUGCGCUUUCCAUUUAAUUAUUUUUAUAGAAAAUGUAAAAAAUUCUGGCUAUUUCUAGAUAAGCAUGUAGAUUUUUGUUUCUUGAAUUUAUUAUGAAUUACAUAUUAGAACAUUCCCUACCAGAAGAUGUACAUGAAUUUCUGUAUAAUUGUAGGACAAAGGUCUGAUAUAUAUUCAUAUCAUAUAAAGACUUGACAAUUAAAAGAGGAUCCAUUAA